CAGCCUGGAGCAGAGGGUUGGGGUGCAGACUCUGGUCUUGAGUUAAGGGAUUUGGAGUGCAAGAGAGGCCUUGAUCUGAGUUUGGUGCAGACAGGUGGGGUGCAGGAGGGAUUCUAGGGGCAGACUCUGGGAGAGCAUUCGGAUGCAGAGGUGCUCCAGCUGGGCUCUGCUUACCUCAGCUCCUGGGUGCUGGUGCAGUGGGGCUAAGGCAGGUUCACUCUUGGCCUGGCCAUGUAUUACUCCCAAAAGCAGCCAGCAAGCUCUCCCCUGCCCAAGUCUUGUCAUGCUCCCUCUUUGCUUUGUGGAAACAGGAUACAAAGCAGGAGAAAGGAGCACCUUGGCAUCAGCACCCCUCUUCUCCCUUCCCUGCCAGCAGUGCAAAGUGGCAGAGGCCUCCUUGGGAGUGGGGCCAGAGUAUACUGGCUGCCAGCCUGCUCCAAGGGACUAUAGUCAAGUAGCCGGAAAGAAUGUAUGCAGUUACUUGACUAUUCCAUUAACCAAUAGCUAACCCCUCUAUCCCAGGCUGUAUCUUGCCCAGCCUGGCUCUUUGGACUCAGAAUUUAAAAGGGAAGUAGCCGUAGGCAGCUGCUCUCUGCACCGUCCCUCCCCAACAAACAGCACCCAAUUUAACCUGUAUGUUAAAUACAAUCUCCUCAUUUGCAGGGUCUGAGCCAACAGGGCUGAUCUGGUGCUGCUCUGAUUUCUGCCCAGGAUUUGGUGUCAGACCAGAGUCACUGCUGCCCAAUCCUAACAAGGAGCGGAACUGAGGGCUGAAGACUCACGUCUCCACUUUGCUCUGGAUUGUCCCAUGUUGCAGGAGGCAGUGCAGGGAAAUGGCUGUGGUGAAGCUGGCUCAGAUGCUGGUGACUUUCGAGGAGGUGGCUGUGUAUUUCACCACAGGGCAGGGGGCGCUGUUGAGCCCCGCGCAGAGAGCCCUCUACAAGGACGUCAUGCAGGAGAACUAUGAGACUGUGGCCUCGCUGGGAUUCUCCAUUCCCAAACCUGAACUGAUCGCCCGGCUGGAACGAGGGGAAGAACCGUGGGUCCCAGAUCUCCAGCCCUUCAAAGAAAUGGGGAUCCUGAGAGCUACCCACACAGGUGAGGAGUCAGGGAAACUGACACACAAACCAUCCAGAUUUCCUGUCUCCAAAGCUCGUGUGGUCUCCUGGGUGGAGCAGGGGGAGGAGCAGCAGACCCCAGAUCUCCAGGGCUUUUUGAGAGGAGAGAUCAUCAGACACACCCAGACAGGUGAUGGGAGGCUGAGUGAGAACCAUGCCAAAAGUCUUCAGAAUGAAGGACCAGAGCAAAUGGCUCCAUGUGGGAUGAUGUUGGGAAUAUCUCAAGAACAUGUUUCUCAGAGUCCUAAGCAAGGAGAGACCUGUAAGAGACAGUGUAGCCCACAAAGGCAUCAGGGACACCCUCCAGGAGGGGGAAAGGGUAAAUUCAGUCACAGAAGCAGGAGGUUGAAAACAAACACAGAAACUGUUCAACAGAAAAUCCCCCAUCAACAGUCACCCUGCGCUUGCAAUGACUGUGCAACUCUUAUUAAACACAGAAGAGCCCACACAGGAGAGAAACCCUUCAGCUGCUUUGACUGUGGGAAAAGCUUCAGUCGGAGCUCAUACCUUGUUAGCCAUAGGAGAACCCACACAGGAGAGAAACCUUUCAGCUGCUCUGACUGUGGGAAAUGCUUCAGUGAGAGGUCACACCUUGUUUACCAUAGGAGAACCCACACAGGAGAGAAACCUUUCAGCUGCUCUGACUGUGGGAAAUGCUUCAGUCACAGGUCACAGCUUGUUAGACAUAGGAGAACCCACACAGGAGAGAAACCUUUCAGCUGCUCUGACUGUGGGAAAUGCUUCAGUCACAGGUCACAGCUUGUUAGACAUAGGAGAACCCACACAGGAGAGAAACCUUUCAGCUGCUCUGACUGUGGGAAAUGCUUCAGUCACAGGUCACAGCUUGUUAGACAUAGGAGAACCCACACAGGAGAGAAACCCUUCAGCUGCUCUGAUUGUGGGAAAAGGUUUAGUCGGAGGUCGUACCUUGUUAGCCAUAGGAGAAUGCACACAGGAGAGAAACCCUUCAGCUGCUCUGACUGCGGGAAAAGCUUCAGUAAAAGUUCGGUGCUUGUUGCACAUAGGAGAACCCACACAGGAGAGAAACCCUUUAGCUGCUCUGAUUGCAGGAAAAGAUUCAGUGACAGUUCAAGCCUUGUUGCACAUAGGAGAACCCACACAGGAGAGAAACCCUUCAGCUGCUCUGACUGCGGGAAAAGCUUCAGUAAAAGUUCGGUGCUUGUUGCACAUAGGAGAACCCACACAGGGGAUAAACCCUUCAGCUGCUCUGAUUGUGGGAAAAGCUUCAGUCACAAGUCACACCUUGUUAGACAUAGGAGAACCCACACAGGAGAGAAACCCUUUAGCUGCUCUGAUUGCAGGAAAAGAUUCAGUGACAGUUCAAGCCUUGUUGCACAUAGGAAAACCCACAUAGGGGAGAAACCCUAUAUUGGAGGUGAGCAAAAGCCUCUCAGUGGGCAGAAUCCAGCCCACUUAGGGCUUUGACCCUGCCCGCAAUGGGCAUGUGCUGCUAGGGAAUGAGCUCAGCCCCGUCUCUCUUCCUGCUGUGCAGCCUCUGGAGAGAAGGCAGCAAUGGGGCUGAGGCUCCACUGCACAACCUGGGGCCAGCCUUGGAGGCUGGAGGCACCACUGCCCCUGCACCUCUGACUUUCAAGGCCAACUCAGGGCCACAACCAUGGAAUCUUCUGUCUCUGGGGCCAUGUGGCCAUAGCAGUGUGCUUCUGGGGCUGGCUCUGGGUGCAUUGCUGUGGCAAUGGCACCUCUGGCCCCGGGCCAUGUGGCUGCUGCAGCGAUGCCUCUGGUCUCCAGGGCUGACCCACAGCUGAAUGGCUGUGGUAGUGUUGUUUCCAGCCUGUGGUGUCCUCCACAGCAGACGGGACAGUGUUGCAUCAGAAGUUGCUGUAAGGGGAUAUAAAGCCAGGUAAUAUUUCCCCUCAUCCCCAGACCCCCCACCCCUUUCCUCUCACUUCCCUCCUCCCCAACACUCAGGAGCCCCAGCUUGCUCUGACACCCUCCCUUGUUCCUGCUUCCUCCACCUUGAAGAUGCUCUAUUCUUAGCCUGCUUCUACACCACAGCUCCCUCCCAGAUCAUGCACCCCUUCCCUAUUGUAUUUGCUGGCAGUCUCGUCUCACACUGUAUCCCUCAUUUUUGUCCUUAUCCCAGAGCCUAAGGAUGUCUGUAAAAUCCACUAACCCCAUAAUCCCAGAAAAGUAAAUCUGGUCUAUAGUAAGCCCUGAAGCUCAGUCUCCCCUUCCUUUUCCCUCACCCUAUGAGGCUGGGGCACCAGAGGAGUGAGGCGCCUCAGUUGGGGCCAUAUCAGUGAGGU
Pelodiscus sinensis (Chinese soft-shelled turtle) is the source of this 3406-nucleotide messenger RNA. NCBI's taxonomy places the organism in Eukaryota, Metazoa, Chordata, Testudines, Trionychidae. The record is from RefSeq and is a predicted model, not a curated record.